GAGUACGACAUCGUCUUUGCUGGAGCUGGUACAGCGGCAUGCGUCGCCGCCGGCCGACUCGCCUCUGCUUCAAGUUCUCCGGCUCUGAGGAUAUUGCUUAUUGAGGCGGGGAAGCAUACGAAGGACCAGGAGCGGUUCGUUAUGCCGGGGCGGUUCAACGAGAACGUGGAGGGGAGCGGCUUGGACUCGGACGCGGAGUCGGCGUGGGCGUAUAAAGGGGAGCCGAGUAGGUGGUUGGACGGGCGGAGGAUGGUGGCGCAUGCGGGGAGGGGGGUUGGUGGGGGGUCGAGUGUGAAUUUUAUGAUGUAUACGCGCGCGGCUGCGUCGGACUAUGAUGAGUGGGCCAACAAGUAUGGGAAUGAGGGGUGGGGUGCGGCGGAUCUUGUUCCUUUGUUGAGGAAGAUGGAGACUUACCAACCUAGAGGCGGCGACGGAUCUGGCUCAGAGUCCGAGUCGGGCACGCAUGGUCACGCUGGACCGCUCAAAGUCUCGUAUGGAGGCGUGUUCACCGAUAUUGGACGGCAGGCGCUAGAUGUGGCGAGGGUGUACGAUCCUGCGAGGCCUGUUGUAGAGGACGCGAACGACUUGAAGACGACGAAUGCAUAUGCGCGUUGGGCUAAGUGGAUCGACGGUGAAACAGGGAAACGCUCAGACUCUGCGCACGCAUAUAUCUAUAGCCAGGACCACAACAAGAAUUUGCACGUCCUAACUGAGAAGCUGGUCGUCCGUGUCAUUAUUGAGAAGGGCCGCGCAGUCGGUGUAGAAUAUCAAGAUACGGCUGGAACGACAUCCAUCGUCCGCGCGAAGCGCAUGGUCGUUCUUUCCGCGGGCUCGUUUGGUUCACCCGGAAUCUUAGAGAGGUCAGGAAUUGGCAGGAAAGAUGUGCUUGACGAGAACGGGGUCAAGCAGAUUGUUGAUCUACACAGCGUAGGAGAGAACCUACAAGAUCACAUUGUCGCUUUUCCGGUGUAUUAUGCGGCGGAUGAGUCUGAGACGGUGGACGUGCUCUAUAAACAUGGCUCGAAGGAAGCUGAUGAUCUUCAGGCACAGUGGAGAAAGGAUGGGACGGGCAUAUGCGCCCACAAUGCCUACGAUGUCGCGUUGAAGAUGCAGCCCAAUGCUCGUGACUUCAAAGAGUUGGGCCCAGCAUAUCUUGAGCGAUGGGGUGACAAUUUCUAUCGGAGGAACCCAGAUAAAUGCCUAGCCCUUUUGAUGCCUUGCUCAGGCAUUAUAGGAAGUCAUAACGACGUACCCGACAGAAAGUAUAUAGGUGCUUGUUAUUAUAUGUGCUAUCCUAUCUCUACCGGAAGUGUACAUAUUACUUCCGGUACUGACCCUCGGCAGCCACCCAAAUUUAUUGAUAACUUUUUGGAUAACGCUUCUGACGUCGCAGUCAUGCGCCUCGCAUACAAACGAUUGAGGGAGUGGAUUCGACGUAUGCCCGCAUAUCGAGGAGAGCUGCAGCUUCGUCAUCCAGUCUUUCCUGUGGGAAGCGAAGCGGCUUGCAAGGAGACGGACGGCCCCAUUUCCAUCAACGCACCAGAUUUGGUAUAUAGCGCGGAGGAUGACCGAGCAAUUGAGAAGUUUCACCGCGAAGUUGUGACCAGCGCAAGGCACGCGCUGGGCACGUGUGCCAUGAAACCGAGAGAUCAAGGUGGUGUUGUCGAUGCUCGUUUGAACGUGUACGGAGUCGAAGGCCUUAAAGUAGCUGAUCUAUCUAUAGCUCCGUCCAACGUCGCAGCCAACACUCACUCGAGCGCUUUACUCAUCGGUGAAAAGGCUGCAGCCCUGAUUGCGGGGGACCUAGGUCUCGUCAUUUGAAGCACCCACACGGGGUGGUAUUGAAGACUUGUGCUAACGUGGUUGCAUCAUACUAUGUCUUUACGUCCACUUCAAGCGUUCGGCUUCGCCGUGUAUGAAUAGUCGGAGGAUUAUGUCAUUUACAAUGUACGCAUGUUAACGUCGC
Molecule: messenger RNA, 1966 nt
Organism: Coniophora puteana RWD-64-598 SS2
Lineage: Eukaryota; Fungi; Basidiomycota; Agaricomycetes; Boletales; Coniophoraceae
Product: alcohol oxidase
Exons: 17
Coding region: 142-1821 (559 amino acids)
Molecular function (GO): flavin adenine dinucleotide binding; oxidoreductase activity, acting on CH-OH group of donors
Source: RefSeq, a predicted model, not a curated record